AAUUUAAUCCCGAUUACUGCACUCUUUCUCUCUCUGCUUUAGAAUCAUGUCAGAUUGGGAUGCAUUGAGAAGCUUCUUACCAACUAGCUUUGGUAAACAGGAAGAAAAGAAAGAUUUCACUCAAGAGUUUGAAAAGACAAAGCGAGAGGCCGCUGCUGCGAAAUCUAAAAAGGAUCAAUCCAAUGGAAAGAAGGAUGAGCAGAAAGACAACAAACCCUUAGAAAAACAAUCUGACGAUGAGGAUGAAGAAGAGGAUGAAGUAGAGGAUGCAGGAUACAGCUUUUCUGAAUCACCUCCCAUUUCUCACGAGAUCAAGCUUAACGAUCACUUCCGUGCUGUUUCAGCACUUACCCUCGAUCCAGCAGGAGCUAGAUUGAUCACUGGAGGAUAUGACUAUGAUGUCAAGUUUUGGGAUUUUGCGGGCAUGGACAGAUCUUUCAAACCUUUUAGAACCAUUCAACCUUGCGAAGACCACCAGAUUCACGAGCUUCAGUACUCUCUCUCGGGUGACUCAUUCCUUGUGAUUGCUGGAAACAAUCGUGCUAAAAUAUUCAACCGAGAUGGCUUCGAGUUGAGCGAGUAUGCAAAAGGUGAUCCAUACAUCCGUGACCUGCGACACACGGAUGGUCAUGUAGGUGCUCUCACGAGUGGUACAUGGCAUCCUAUUGAUCGUCAGUAUUUUGCUACAUCCUCUCAAGAUGGAACUGUUCGUGAAUGGGAUGUUGAAAAAGUAAGAAAGCAAAAGACGACAAUUGUAUAUAAAUCACGCGAAAGAGGAGGUCGUUCGGCUUGUACUGCCCUUGCUUACAGUCCAGACUCAAAAUUGAUUGCUGGUGCAUAUCAAGAUGGAACACUUCAGUUUUGGAAUAUGACAAGCAACCUUUUGAGGCCAGCAGUAUCCAUUGCAGAUGCUCAUCAAAAGGGCACAGAGACAGCAUCUGUGUUAUUUUCAAAGGAUAAUCAUACUGUUGUCACACGGGGUGGUGACGAUUCUGUAAAAUUGUGGGAUAUCCGUAAUGCCAAGAAGGCCGUAAAGACAGCUUAUGGAUUGGAUAUAGUGAACCCUGAAGUGAAUGUUAUCUUUAGUCCUGAUGAAAGAUUGAUCUUGACAGGCACAUCUUGCCCCAAGGGCAAAGGAUUCGGUAAGCUGGUCAUGUUGGAUAGGGAUACACUUGAGAUACGCGAAAGCAUAGAUGUCAAUCAAUCGAGUGUUUUGAAGGUGCUAUGGCAUCCUCGCAUUAAUCAAAUCAUUACUGGUAGCGCUGAUGGAACUGUUAGUGUUUAUUACAGUCCAGCUCAUUCACAUCGUGGUGCCAAACUAUGUGUAGUGAAGGCAGCUAAGAAGCGGGCGGUUGAUGAUUAUGAAGUGGAACGACCUAUUAUCACCCCUCAUGCAUUACCUAUGUUUAAGGAAGACGAAGCAAGAACGAGCAAUAGAAAGAAGGCCAAGUUACGCAAUGAUCCCAAGGCAUCACACAGACCCGACCUUCCUGUCAGCGGUCCUGGUAAAGGCGGUCGUGUCAAUAUGAAUCAGCAACAAGCUGUUAUUAAAUCAUUUGCUAAAGAUACCACAAGAGAUGAGGAUCCUAGAGAGGCGCUUCUCAAGUAUGCCAAUGUUGCUGAGAAUGACCCCGUUUGGGUAUCUAAUGUCUAUAAAAAGACACAACCCAAGCCUAUCUUUGCUGAAGAUGCCGAAGAAGAAGAAGAGGAGGAAGAUAAAUAAAUCAUUUUCGUACAUAAAGCAAGAACUCAUAUUCAAAAUCCAUAUGUCUUUGCUUUCCUUUUGGGAUAUCGUUUUCUUGUAUAUAUUCCUGCAACUCAUCAUGUGUGGCUAGUCU
Molecule: messenger RNA, 1838 nt
Organism: Rhizopus microsporus ATCC 52813
Lineage: Eukaryota; Fungi; Mucoromycota; Mucoromycetes; Mucorales; Rhizopodaceae
Product: WD40 repeat-like protein
Exons: 6
Coding region: 47-1723 (558 amino acids)
Biological process (GO): regulation of DNA double-strand break processing
Cellular component (GO): nucleus; site of double-strand break
Molecular function (GO): protein binding
Source: RefSeq, a predicted model, not a curated record